AAAGAUUUCGCGCGAAAACUGCCCGACCUUGUUUCGAUGUAGAUCAGCUGGGACAAUAACAACAAUAACAGCGGGGUCGCGACAGGGCUUUUGUGCGUGGACGUGGCACAGGGAGAUGCACUCGGUGGAGCCACGGCUGGACUUUUAAACGAAUUCCUGGUUUUAUUUCACCGCAUUGCUUUGCUUGUAUAUCCAGUUCCAGCUUCCUGCGUGCCCCAACAAAACGAGGGGGUUGAAGAACUGCGGCUAGCGCUAACAUGCUAAUCAGAUCCGGACUUUUGCAGACGCAGAUGAAGACUUCUGUGUAAUCUCCAUUCGGAUGCCUGUCCUUUUGGGGGCUCGUGCUCUGAAACAUCCACCGUUUGCAUCGUUUUGUUAUUUUUGCCUGUUAGCCUACUCUUGUAAAGCAGUUAUAAAGUUGUAAUAGCGCUUACAGUAAGCCGUGCUUCUUGUUUAACCAUUUCAAUUGCAGAUUAAACUUAUAAAUAUCUGCUUUGAAAGACAGAUUGAUAACAUAUAUCACUCAUAUUUUGACUCGGAUCUGCGCUAGCGUAUUAGCAUUGCUGUGUAGUUUUGUCUGUGACAGUGUGGCCAGGCCUCGGUGUGCACUGUACUGACAGGACACAUGAAAACAAAAGAUUAGCCUGUUCUCCUGUUAGCCCGCUAAUCUAAAGCAUUUUUGCCGUAUGGCUUUGUAAACGAGGAUCAGUUUGACCACACUUUUAUAAUAGAGUUGCAAACGGAUAUGCUGCUUUGCAUUUAGCUGCGUUAUUAUAUUUGACAAAUUUUCUGUUUGUAUUUCAAUACGUCUUUUUGCUGUUCAUCGGUCAAAUUGUUUAAAUCAACUUUAUAAAGUACUUGUAGACUAUUAAUAUGUAUUUGUACAUAUGUGAAUCCCACCUUAUUCAUUAGAAAGAAAUUGGUAAAAUUGUAUCAUUUGUAAACCAGAAAUUACAGGCAUAACCUUGAAAACAUAAAUGAGAAUUCUACAAAUGCAUUCAGCGUUGUACCCCUCAGCCUUGUAAGCCCAGAGCCUGCAUUGCAUUGCCCAGGAGAACAGGUUUUGCCAUGUCAGAGACUCUGAUAACUGGACACACAUCGGAGGACCUGUUGGCAGACUUCGAGACUUUGCUGAACUCAGGGACUAUAGAGCUGGGAGAGGACCACCAGAUUGUGAUCAUCACUAGCCCAGGCCAUGAGGGACUACACCCUACUGCUGCCCCAACCAGCACAGGCGAAAUCCUGCUGUUCGCCACACCACAAGGACCCCCUAAUGGUGCCACUCAAGACAAGAGACGACCCACUCUUGGAAGGCCACCGGUGAAGAGGAAGUUGGAUCUGGACAGUGAUCAUCAGUAUGUGAGCACCACCAGACCCUCCACGGCUCCCCCCUCUACUCCCGCCCCUCCCCGAGUUCCUCGAAUCAUCUCAGAGAAAUCCCGUUACGACACAUCUUUAAACCUCACCACCAAGCGCUUCCUGGACCUCCUGUCCCAGUCAGCUGAUGGGGUGGUGGACCUCAAUUGGGCCUCACAGGUGCUGGAUGUCCAAAAGAGGAGAAUAUAUGACAUAACCAAUGUUCUGGAGGGCAUUCAACUCAUCUCUAAGAAAUCCAAGAACCAUAUCCAGUGGCUUGGGAAUCGUAUUGAUGGGGAGGCCGUAUCCCGUCAGAAAGCUUUACAGAGAGAAGUAUGUGACCUGACAGACACAGAGGAGAGGUUGGAUGAGUUGAUAAGCAAAUGCAGUCUACAACUGAGACUGCUCACAGAAGAGCCACAAAAUAAGAAAUUGGGAUACGUGCGGUGCCAGGACUUGAAGAAGUCUUUUGACUCUCCAGAUCAGCUGGUGAUGGUCGUCCGAGCUCCUCCAGAGACACAGAUGCAGGUUUCUGAGCCCAGCGAGGGUUACCAGGUGUCUCUGAAAAGCACACAAGGUCCGAUUGAUGUCUUCCUCUGCCCUGAAGACAGUUCUGGAGUCUGCAGUCCAGUUACAGGGAGCAGUCCUCUCAAACCCAAUGGAGAUGUGUCUCUCACCCCUCAUCCCACUGACCAGUCACAGUCCAGGAUUUCAGCAUCAGCCUUAGAAGUGGGUCUAUCCUCUCCAGCCUCCACCUGCUCCACAGCAACAGCAGCCUCCCAGCAGGACCCCUGCAGUCUGUUAGGGGGAGACACAGAGUCCCUAUUGGGAGGAGACCCCUUCCCUGGAUUGGGCGACAUGGCAGACUUUGAUUUUUCUCCUUUGUCUUCUUCGGACUUCCUCAGUGGAGAUGGACUUCCUCUCCCAUUGGACGGUUUUAUUAACCUUUCUCCUCCUCACAAUCAUGACUACCACUAUGGCCUGGAGGACCAUGAAGGCAUUAGUGAACUGUUUGACUGUGAGUUUGGGGACCUCUCCCAGGUUUUAGGGGAAACCUGAAAGAGGCACUCACUGGCAGAAUUCAUGAGUAAAUGAAUGUUCGGCUGUACAGAGCAUUUUAUUCUCUUCCAGAAUUGUACAGCAGAUGAUUAGCACUUCUUGGCCAUUUAAACCUUUUAGACUAUGUUCUUAGCUUUAGCCUAGCUAUUUAAAUUAUUUAUGUGAGUAUAUAAUUUGGAUAUUUUGUACCAAGUUGGGUUUUGUUUUUGUUAAUGUUUUUUGGAUAGUGCAGGUGUUUCAGGGCUUGGAGUGCUGCUUUGCUCUUCAGUUACAUUUCACCACAUACAUGUAUUUAUGUAUCGCUCAAACAUUCAGGGUGACGUUCUGAAGAAAUCAGUCUCGGUUGUAGAGAUGUAUGGCCCCGCCUUCCAAAAGCAGCACAGUGCAGUAGAUAUUUUAAACUGAAAGGAUUCAUAUCCAGAUAUGACAUGUGCAGUAGUAUGCUCAUGAAGUAGAGUAACUUUGAAAUAAAUUUUAAGAGAUGGUAUGGUAAUAAGACUUCAAGCAGUUGCUCUUUUAAAAUUUAAGGUUAAAGUUGAUAUCUACUCAGUAGCAAAAAACAGCUGACCUAUUGGAAUUAAAUUAUAUUUUUGUUGUUGUCAGUAAAAUCAGGUAAAACUUUGUUGAAUGUUAAUGGUGUGAGGAAACCAGGAGUUGCUACAGUUAACAGAUAAGGGUUCAGUAAGUUUAGUCUCAUUUAGUCUUAGUUUCCGGUGUUUGGAGGUGGCAGAUAUGUUUUAAUCCAAAUAUGUUCGAGUGUAUGGUAAAUAAUCUAUGGUCUUAAAUGGAAAUGCAUGUUGUCUUACACAUCAGCAAGUAAGUGGGAUUGCAAAUGGUGUUUCUUGGCAUUGAAUGGCUCUAAAACAUAAAAACUGACUAUUUCUUUGCUAGGUUUAAGCCCUGGGAAAUCAGGCUAAAUGACUGUCAGUAAUAUUUUAAAUCACAAGAAAUUCACCAGCGGGAAUGCCUGUGCUCAUUCCCGCUGGUAAUAACAAAAUGCUUCAUCAUCUUUCAUUUAUUAAUCUACUGUCUUUUAAGUACAAUCUGCUUUCCAUAUCAGCGUGGCUCCUAGAAUAGCUCCUGGAAGUGACCGUUUUGUUAUGGUCAAACUCAAAUAUCCUGCUUUUGUUAUCAGCAUCUCCAGGUCAAGUUUAGUUCAUACUAUGCAUCAAUGACUUACACUUGUCUCACAUGUUCAGUACAUACUUCAUAUAUUUCAUCAAACUCUUCUCCAUUAUAUGUUCAAAAUGUCAAUAUUUGUCUCUUACAUCAUGUACUCAAUGUUUGAAGAUGAGAAACUGCAUUUUGAAUAAUAGUGUAGUUAGAAAUGCCUUAUUUUUAAGUUAUGUAAGCUAACAUGUUUGAUUUGAUUGAAUUUAAAUAUUUUGUUUGUGUUAUGUUAUGUGUGUUCAAUUUAUAUAUUUAUUUAAAUGGGGUCUGUUAGAGAAAUUGUACAAGAUUUAUCAUUGUUUUGACCUUUUCACAGGGGGAGUUGUUUAAUUAUGUUUGUACCUUAACCAUUUGUACGUCUGGUUUAGCAUUUUGUAAACGAGGUUCUAUAAGAAUUCACCUGGUUUGACUGUGGUCCACAAAUGUAUUCAUGGCUUACAUACAUAGUUUUCACUUUAAAUCCAUCUGGUAAUGUAGAAAUAUCCUUAUUUAAGGUGGUAGUUUGGGAUAGCAGUCUCAUUGUCUCCUUUUACAAAAUACUGGGCUCUCUUAUCUGACCUAUCAAUAUAUGAGUAAUUUGCUUUCAGUACUCUUUUGCUGUCUACAGAUAUGCUGUUUUAAUAUCAUGAUCUACGUUUGUUGGACUGCGUUUUGAUGGUGGCUUCUGAAGUAUAAAUGUAAUCUUUGAAUGUGCUGGAAUGGUAACAGACAACCUGUUUUCACAAUAUUCUUUGACAAAUUUGCACCAGUUGGUCUCAAGUCACUGUUUUUGUCCAAAUGAAACUAUUAUGCUAAAUUGAUUGUCCAUAGCCAUUUAAUAGAAAAAUUAAUGUAAGAUGUGAUUGAUACCAACCCUUGUUCUGACACGAUUUUAAGGGACACUGUUUUAAUCAGAUUUUACAGUAACUUCCCCUAUUUUUGCUAUAAAUCUUAUUUUUGUUGUUACAUAUUGGGUAAACUAUUUUGUACUUACAAUUAUUGAGAAAACUAUGCCCUUUUGUAUCAGUUGUGGACAAAAAUAAAAAAAAUAUUAAUUUCUU
Periophthalmus magnuspinnatus is the source of this 4625-nucleotide messenger RNA. It is a transcript of the gene e2f1, whose product is annotated as E2F transcription factor 1. Gene Ontology annotation, biological process: regulation of transcription by RNA polymerase II; G1/S transition of mitotic cell cycle. Gene Ontology annotation, molecular function: DNA-binding transcription factor activity, RNA polymerase II-specific; protein dimerization activity; RNA polymerase II cis-regulatory region sequence-specific DNA binding. Lineage: Eukaryota; Metazoa; Chordata; Actinopteri; Gobiiformes; Gobiidae. The record is from RefSeq and is a predicted model, not a curated record. The coding region runs from base 1069 to 2415 and encodes 448 amino acids. Gene Ontology annotation, cellular component: Rb-E2F complex. The transcript is spliced from 7 exons.